This is a messenger RNA of Suillus subalutaceus, 1167 nucleotides long. RefSeq names its product DnaJ-domain-containing protein. Bases 1 to 1140 code for a protein of 379 amino acids. Gene Ontology annotation, molecular function: protein-folding chaperone binding; misfolded protein binding. The transcript has 5 exons. Gene Ontology annotation, cellular component: endoplasmic reticulum. NCBI's taxonomy places the organism in Eukaryota, Fungi, Basidiomycota, Agaricomycetes, Boletales, Suillaceae. The record is from RefSeq and is a predicted model, not a curated record.
AUGUCCGCAGCGAUCUUACGCAUCGUCGGCUGGUCUAUCUUUCACCGGUCUCCGCCUGAUCCGCGAACACCUGCUUACGCACUACACUACCGACUUACUUUCGCAGCAGUUGUCCUUUGUUAUCUUAUCUAUAACUUCUUGGAUGCUUCCGGAAGCAUCACAAACAACUUUUACGAGCUACUCGGCGUAUAUCCGAACUCCAGUGAUGCUACCCUGAAGACGGCAUUUCGCGGAUUCGCAAGGAAAUACCACCCAGAUCGAGUAGGUCCGUCAGGAGAAGCAUUGUUCAUCGAGGUAAGAGAUGCUUUCGAAGCCUUGAAGGACCCGGUGGUCAGGUUUGCAUACGACAGAUUCGGACCUGAUGUUCUGAAGUGGAAAGAGUGUACAACAAUGCGCGAGUAUCUCCGACGCGGGCUACUGAGCUCAUCAUUGUACCAUGUCAUGACUGGUGCUGGUCUCAUUCUUUUCUCAGCUAUCGGAAAGCCCAGUCCAAUAGCAGCAUGGCGUUAUCUUCUUUUUCUUUCCCUUUUUGCAUCAGAGCUCUAUCUCCUUCUUGCCCCCUCGCCUUCCACGUUACCGCCGAGCCCAUUUGUUGAUGCAGCAACCUCGCAUGCCAUGAUCCUCGAUGUUAUAUUUCCUAAACGGACUGUAUACCAACAUGUUCUUCUCCUCCAUCAGGUCUUCUUUUUCCUUUCAGUUGCAUUGUCCCGUGUGGCCCCAGUCCUGUUUCCCUCGCUGAUGCGGGGAGAUCCUAUCAUGGAUCAGCAGAUCGUGCGUGCGAUGGCCGAGAGACUUGGUGCGCUGGCAAAGACAACAGAACGGGAGUUUUCGAUUAUGUUGGAUACGGAAUUGCUCGCAAUCCAUGAAACACCUAUGGUCACUUCUGAGUUGAGCACGCUACCUCAGCCGCGCGAGAUCCUCAAGAGUGACAUCAUGCAUACUUUGACCAUGGAGAUGGAAGAUGUUGUUGUGGAGAAUAAGCUAAAGUCGGAAGUCGGGCCUGUGAAGACUGCAUGGGACAUCGCUGUUCAAGGUCGGCGAUUACGAGAAAUAGCGGAUAAACUGCCAUCGCAAUCACCAGAAACAGGUCAAGUGAAGAUAUACAACCGCGCUCGAUCUUUAUCAGUUUUAACGCUUUAAGUAUUUUGAACCUGCAAAAAAAAUGUG